AUGGCGACAGCGUCGCCCACACCAAUCGGCAAUGGCCUCGUCCGAAGGACUUCUUCGAGGCAAGCCAUUAGGAGACUUCCCUCGAGACCGACCGUAAACCACACCGACAGUUUCCAGGCGCCUGCAAAUCAGUCACUAUCAAAGGGCUACAAUCUGAAGCCCCAGCAAUUUCACGACGACAGCUCUGAGGAUGAGAUCCCAGUACCUAUGAAGCUCAGUGCUCUCACCAAGGCGCUCCUCAACGAUGGCGCUUCCGCAUCCACCGAGAGACCUGCCUCACCUCCCCGAACGCGACGACGCACAAGUGCUCUGAACGCGUCAACUUCUUCAAACAGUGAGACACGCCGACACCUAAGAUCCGGAAGCGCUCAGGCCCACGACGUAAGAUCUUCAAGACAAACUAGCCCAACGCCCGCAACAAGUCGAGAAAUAAGUCCUGUGAGAAGAAGAGUUGUUCGACUUAGCAACACACCUCAGAGCCUCAGCCAGAUGAAGCCUACUAAGCGACGUUCAACCUCAUUAUCUCGCUCAACCCAAAGGUCACGCCCUCAAAGCCGCCCUGGAAGCCGCGAUAUGUCUUCAGACGAGCGACAAGAUUCUAAGCACGACUCCAAGGAUUCCAAGCAUGAUUCUCAGUUGGACGUGAACACCCCAGCACAGGGCGGACGCGUUGUACGAAUCAAUGCCGGCUCUCCCAGCAACAGGAGCCGCCUUGGCUCCACCGGACCUUCGUCAGGAAGAUCUAUGGAGCGCUCCCUGCUGGAUAGGUCUACUAUCGAGGACAACGAUCAGCCAGAAGAGCCCGCCACAAUUGCUCGCAACCCCCCUCCGUUCCACCACGGCAGUGUUUCGCGAUACCCAUCGACGAGCACAAGGACUAGACCCGAGGACAAUGCAAACCUGCAAAGUUCCAUGCGCGUCAAGCGCGUCGGCAAGGUUGCUGGUAGCUUUUUGAGUGGACCUGCCCGACGCGGUCGCCGGAGGCAGAGUGAAGAGGAUGCCGAAGCAAACGCAGAUGGAGAUAUCAUGUCUAGCCAAGAAGCGGAGAGCCAGCCAGCUGAAGAUCACCACGGUGCUUCAUAUUAUGGAGACAACAUUAGAGACUUCAACUCAGGCAGUCCAGUGAGUGGACAAGCUGCUGCCAGGGCAAUUCAUCGACGGAACGCUUCCCAAAUGGAUUUGAGACUAGGCUCUGCGCGACCAUCUCCCCGGGAAGCAUCACCUCGUGAGCCUACACCCGAAGUACAGGUUCCUGAGCCAGAACGCAAGUCUGAAAGGGACGAAGAGAUCCACUAUAGACUCCCAUCCGCUCGUCCAGAGUUGCCCUCGGGUCGUGAUCAAGAGAAUGAUGCUCAAGCGAGCCUCAAGAGGACAAAACCAUCUGUUGAUGUACUACUAGAGAAGAUGCCCAAGCGACCUAUGAGCGCCGACCCUGCGCCUGUAAGAACAGUGUCACCAGAAAGAAAGCCACUCGCCUCUAUGGCCCGCAACACUCCUCUCCGUCAAGCCCCCCCACCUCCUCCAAAGAUGUCUGUCCUUGAGGCGGCGACCGCUACUGCAGGUGCUGCUACAACUACACAAGCAAAACAGCGAAGAAACAUCCUACGAGUGAAUGGUGUAGCAUACACCCGGCUUGAUUGUCUUGGCCGAGGUGGCAGUGGAAAGGUGUACCGAGUUGCUGCCGAAAACGGCAAAAUGUUUGCUCUCAAGCGUGUUUCUCUUGAGAAUGCGGAUGACACUACCAUCCGAGGUUAUCUUGGCGAAAUCGACCUGUUGAAGAAGCUUGGCGAAGUAGAGCGGGUUAUUAAGUUGUUUGAUUGUGAGAUGAACACUGAGAAGCAGGUUCUUACCUUGCUUAUGGAGAUUGGUGAGCUGGACUUUAAUACCUUUUUGAGAAAGCGGUAUAACCCCGAAGCCGCAAAGUUCGAUCCUGUUUUUGUUCGAUUCUACUGGAAGGAGAUGCUUGAGUGUCUGCAGGCAGUUCAUCAGUGUGACAUUGUCCACUCUGAUCUUAAGCCUGCCAACUUUGUGCUUGUCAAGGGUCAACUCAAGCUUAUCGACUUCGGCAUUGCCAAUGCCAUUCAAACGGAUGAGACUGUCAACGUCCACCGCGAGAAUCAAGUCGGAACACCCAACUACAUGUCUCCCGAGUCGCUUAUGGACUCUAACAACCCUCGAGGAGGUCGUGCCCCCGGACGACCCAAGUUGAUGAAGUUGGGCAAGCCCAGCGAUAUAUGGUCUCUGGCCUGCAUCCUGUACCAAAUGGUUUACGGCCUACCCCCCUUUGGUCACAUCGCCAACCAGAUGUCAAGGUGCCAGGCCAUUAUUAACUGGGAGCACGAUAUCGAGUUCCCUUCACGCGGUAUGGGAGGCAUGUCCGUUCCUCCUUCGCUCAUUCGAACUAUGAGACGCUGUCUGAACCGCGACCACCACAUGCGCCCGACGUGUGAGGAGCUAUUGCACGAGACCGACCCCUUCCUGUACCCUGCCGAGCUCACCGACAAGGCCCUCCCCAUCGACGAGGAGCUGCUUGGUAGAAUCAUUCAGAGCGUGGUGACAAGGUGCCGCGACCGGAUGCCAACAGAGGCCGAGAGUUUGAGCGUCUGGCCACAGGCUUAUUGGGCCAGUGUUAAGAAAGCUAUGGCCGGCAGAAUGUGA
This is a messenger RNA of Fusarium sp. VM40, 2658 nucleotides long. The record is from the annotation of a GenBank genome assembly. NCBI's taxonomy places the organism in Eukaryota, Fungi, Ascomycota, Sordariomycetes, Hypocreales, Nectriaceae.